Messenger RNA from Auanema sp. JU1783, 939 nucleotides. NCBI's taxonomy places the organism in Eukaryota, Metazoa, Nematoda, Chromadorea, Rhabditida, Rhabditidae. The record is from the annotation of a GenBank genome assembly.
AUGGUGCAGAGCUCGAGGCCUUCUGCCAAGAGACCUCGAGUACAAAGUUUAGAUGAUUCUUUCGAAGAUCCUCCAGCUGGAAAUGCAGGUGGAGGCGGGUAUGAAAGUUUUGAUGAAGACUGUUGUCCUACUCAACCCGUAGCUGCGUCUCAAUCUUACCAACAACAGCAUUCUCAAAUGUUUUAUGCUCAAUCCCAAUAUCAAUCGCAACUUGCUGAUGUGGGUCAAGUGAUAAUGCUAAAGAAACAGAAAGAAAAUGCUCAAAAUGCAUUAAUGCGGUUGGAGAAGGAGAAAGCGGCUCGGGAAUACGAAUUCAAUAAGCAAAAACGAGAGCUAGAAGAGAGAAAAAACACAGAAAUAAAAGGGUUACGAGAAGAACUCGGAUCUUUGAAAAGAGAAUAUGCUAUGUUAAGUUUUCGGCAACCUUCUAACAAUCUGGAUAUUUCCACGGACUCUUCUCUUAACACAACCAACUCUGUACUACCCACAAAGAAGGUGGACCUCAACAGACCAACAACUUUUCAAAACCGUUGGACAACCAUGAAUAGCACUAAACCGGUAGCAAACCAUUCCAUUUUUAAACAUCCUAACUGUAAUCCUAAUGAAAGUUUUACUCCUCUAUCAACUCAGACCUCUACAAAAACUUCCGUAGCACAAACCUAUGAUUCUCUACCGAAGAUUUUCAACUUCCCAGAAAAAGAGAUGGCUUCGAAAAGUUGCCAGGUGGACAAAACUGAGCGAGACUAUGAAAUACAGUUAUCGAAACGAGAAGCCAUACUCGAACAGAUAAUCGAAACGUCGCUGAACCUGCCAUCUGAAAAGUUUAACAACGACGAUUUCUUGGACUUCUGCUCAAAAAUCCGAGGAGAAGUAGCUGAGAAUUUUCUCGAAUUCCUACCGCACGAUGAAUCUAAUAAUCAAGGAGCUAAGAGGUUUUAG